Messenger RNA from Carassius gibelio (silver crucian carp), 1238 nucleotides. Its product is annotated as arrestin domain-containing protein 3-like. Gene Ontology annotation, biological process: protein transport. The record is from RefSeq and is a predicted model, not a curated record. Lineage: Eukaryota; Metazoa; Chordata; Actinopteri; Cypriniformes; Cyprinidae. The transcript has 7 exons. Gene Ontology annotation, cellular component: plasma membrane; cytoplasm. The coding region runs from base 1 to 1206 and encodes 401 amino acids.
AUGUCAAGAUCCAUCAAAGAGUUCAGUCUUCACUACGACCCGAUUAAUGAAAGCAAUACUUUUACUACUGGAGAUAUUGUGGAGGGGCGAGUUGUUUUAGAAGUAACCAAAGAAAUAAAGGUGGACAGUUUUUUUGUGAAGUUGAGGGGGGAUGCAAAUGUGCGCUGGACUGAAGGCUCAGGUGAUGACGAAACAACCUAUAGCGACCAUGAGAGAUACUUCAAACUAAAGCAAUACUUCAUUCAAAAGAGCUCGAAGAAAGGAAAAAGGGAAAAGAAUGCAACUCUUGUAGAAGGAGAAACGUAUGGACCAGUGAUUAGGCCAGGAAGUCAUGUUUUCCCAUUCAGAUUUCAGCUGCCUCAACAAAAUAUGCCUCCAUCUUUUGAAGGAAAUCAUGGCUGGGUGAAGUAUGUCUUGAUGGUAAAGCUGAGCAGACGUUGGAAACCAACAUCUACUAAAUAUACGGAAUUAACCUUUGUGCUGAGAAAUGAUGGGUCCAAUGAUCACUUGCUGCAACCACAAUCUGGCACACAAGACAAGAAGAUGAAACUUUUUGGCUCAGGAAAAAUGUCAAUGACGGUGACAUCUGAAAAAACUGGCUAUAUGCAAGGUGAAAUGAUCAGAGUUUUUGUCGAUAUUGACAACUCUUCAUCUCGUGAUGUCAGGCUGAAGUACAGCCUCAAGCAGCAACAGACGUUCAUCGCUGGCAGGAGCAUUAAUGCAGGAGUCAAGUAUAUAAUCAAAGAGACUAGAGAUCGCAUCCCAUCUGGAGAAAAGUCAAAAUGCAUAGUGGACAUGAUGCUUCCACGUGACCUGACUGUCACCAUUGAAAACUGCAGAAUCAUAAAAGUGCAGUACCAACUCAAGAUCUCUCUGGACGUGUCUUUUGCAUUAAAUCCAGCGGUUAUAUUUCCUGUGGUAAUUCUUCCAACUGAUCAACAGUGUCCUCCCUGGCAAGGCCCACCUGGAGGAUUCCAGUCAUAUUUACCACCUCAGCCUAGCCUUAUGCCUUAUCCUGGUGAACUACCUCCUACAACUUCAGGGCUUUACCCCAAUCUGUACACCCCUUCAGUGCUGCCCCAUCCAGGAGCUGCUGCAGGGGUCUAUCCAAAUCCAAAUCUGAAUGCUGUCCAGUCUGGUUUCCAUCCGGCUCCUUUUGCACCAGUUUAUGAUCCAAAUCAAAGCAUAGUCUCCUUCACCAGCUAAAGCUCUGACCACCUUACAUGUUGUGUCAGUGA